GUCAAUGCGAAAGAUUCACAUCUGUAACGUAACUUUAUAUUAAAAACAUAACACCAUCAAUCAUUGUGUGGAAGAUCAAACAUUAGAAACAAUUUCGUUGCUCUCUGAAACAGAGUUGAAAAAAUGAGGAUAACUCCUAAAUGUUCUUUGUUUCACCACAGAUUUAUUACUGGAGACAAACCAGUUCUUAGGCUUGGCGAUGAGUUCUUGAGGAACCACACGAAAGUGUUGCUAAUAUCAGACGCCUCGGACAAAAUUUGGAAAGUGAAACUUGACGGAAACAGGCUCGCCGGCGGCUGGGAAGAGUUCGCCAAAGCUCAUAGUUUCAGAGACGGAGACGUCUUGGUUUUCAGACAUGAUGGAGACGAGAUCUUUCAUGUAGCUGCGUCCCCUAGAUCCAAUUCUUGUGGUACAAGUCACCACGCAUCUCCCAGCUUCGUUGACACUGACGAUGCUGAGAGUGAUGAUGACUAUUCUGAAUCUGAUGAUGAUGAAGAAGAGGAGUGUGAGGAUGAGGCAGGGGACAUUUUGGUGAACAAGACCAAGAAAACAGGAGGCUUCUCUUGUUUCCUCAGAGCACGUGUCACUCCUUAUAGCCUCAUCAAAGAUCGUUUGGAUCUUUCUAAAGAUUUUACCGUUGUGUCGUUUAAUGAGCACAUCAAGCCCUGUGAGAUAGAUUUAGUCAACGAGAAAGGAAGAAGAUGGACAUUGCUUCUUUCAAAAAACACCUCAAGUGGUGUGUUUUACAUCAGACGAGGCUGGGUCAACUUCUGCUCAGCUAAUGGGUUAAGUCAAGGUGACAUCUGUAAGUUCAAACUUGCAGAAGAUGAAGAAAGGCCUGUGCUUCGGUUGUGUUCAUCUAGCAAUAGCCAUGAAGAAGAAGAAGAGUGCCUUGAAGCAGAUGCAGCGAAGAUUGGUUCUGUAGGAGGCUGCAGCAAAGAGAAGAGAAGGUUGGAUGAAUGUUCGAAGAGAAAGAAGAAGAAUAAUAAUCCUUCCAAGUUUCUGACAAUAAAGUUGACACCUAACCGUUUACAGACCGGGCAGCUAUAUAUUUCAUCGGUUUUCAUAAAUGAGAGUGGCAUUAAGAAGUCUGGAGAGAUAACUCUAUUGAACCAAGAUGGAAGAAAGUGGCCAUCUUAUCUACAGAUGACUGGACAGUGUGGAAGUGAAUGGUUUUAUCUGAGACAUGGCUGGAGAGAGAUGUGCAAAGCUAAUGGAGUUAAAGUGAACGACUCGUUCGUGUUGGAGUUGAUUUGUGAAGAUGCUAACCCUGUGCUUAGAUUCUGUUCUAAGGUUGAUAACAAGGGAGAAGGAAACAGAAGACCUGGUAAGAAAAGAGCUCAUGAGGAGGCUCCAAUGGUAGAAACUGAGGGACGGAAGAGAGGACGCCCUAGGCUUUCAAACAGACACGCCACUAACUCAAGUAACUUGCGACGCACGCAGCAAGAAUCUUGCUCAGUCGCUGACCAAGUGGCUAACGUGAAGCUGAGCAUUCUAGAUACUCUGAACACUGUGAGACAGUUCCGAGCAGAGCUUGAAGCAAGGGAAAAGAAUCUGGAAGCUACGUUACUAGAAGUUGACGGCUUAGGGGAGAGGAUAUUGGAAAUCAGCCAAAGCCUCACCAGUAAUAACGUAUAACUGAAGAGUGGUUUAUAGAAAUAAAAGACUAUCUGCAACCACUUUGUGGUGGUGGUGGAGUUGCGUGUUCCACAAGAACCGCUACUUCCUACAUACUAAAUUAGGUUUCUUUUUCAGUAUUUCAGAAUUCAGACUCAUUUUCUUGGUGCAUGUUGUUGUGACUUUAGAUAAGCAAUUACACUGCUUUGUGAUAUC
This is a messenger RNA of Raphanus sativus (radish), 1833 nucleotides long. RefSeq names its product B3 domain-containing protein REM1. The record is from RefSeq and is a predicted model, not a curated record. Gene Ontology annotation, molecular function: DNA binding. NCBI's taxonomy places the organism in Eukaryota, Viridiplantae, Streptophyta, Magnoliopsida, Brassicales, Brassicaceae. The transcript is spliced from 7 exons. Bases 124 to 1638 code for a protein of 504 amino acids.